Messenger RNA from Plasmodium yoelii, 6462 nucleotides. RefSeq names its product conserved Plasmodium protein, unknown function. Lineage: Eukaryota; Apicomplexa; Aconoidasida; Haemosporida; Plasmodiidae. The record is from RefSeq and is a predicted model, not a curated record. The transcript has a single exon. The coding region runs from base 1 to 6462 and encodes 2153 amino acids.
AUGGAUUACAAAGUGAAUCAAAAAGAGGCAUGUGAUAAAUAUCUUAUACAAUAUAACGAAAAUAAUGAUGAGGGUUCAUAUAUAAUUGGCAAUUAUAAUAAAUAUAAGAAAUUUUCUCAAUUUAAUGACAUUGAUAUAAAUUGUUAUUCAAAAAAUAAUAACUAUGAUAAUAUGCAUAUGUCAGGAAACAAAUUUAAUAGUAAAGAAGGAACAUCUAUUAUUGGAAAUGUUUAUCAAAAGUAUAAUGUGCAUGUAGAUAAAAAUAAUGAAUUUGAAAAUACCAAGAAAGGGUCGUAUCUAUUACGAAAUGACAUUUAUUAUAAAUAUAAUAAAACAAAUUGUUAUGAAAUUGAAAAUAAGCAAAAUGAAAAUAUAAAUUAUACAAACAUGGAUCAAAAUAAAAGCAAAAAAAAAUGUAUAUUAGUUACUGAUAUGUCUAAUCGAAAUACAGACAAUAAUUUAGAAAAUCGAAAAACAAAAGAAAUAAUUAAAACUCCUUAUGAAAAAAAUAACACUAACAUGAAUAAUUGCUCAAGAAUUGUUUAUACAAAUAAUAAUACAAAUCUUGUAAAUAAAGAAUCAUAUAAUAAUAUAAAUUAUUCUGAUAAAUAUAAGAAUAUUAAUAAAAAGACAUAUCGUUCAGAAAAUCCGUUAAGUGAAAUAUUCACGAAUGCUAUAUAUUCUAAUAUGCAGAAUAAUUCUGUUAAUAAAAAUAAAGAAAUGAAAAAAGAAAAUUCUACUAAAAAAACAGAUCACGAAAUGAGUGAUAAAACUGGUAACAUAAAUACUAGUUUGAUUAGGAAUGAAACUUAUUACAAUCGGUCCGUUAAUGCACACGAUAAUAACGAAAACGAUGUAAAUAAUAAUAAUAAUGGAAAAAUGAAAAAUAUUUAUAAAGGACAAAAUUACGAGGAUUACAAUAACCGAAAUCAAAUGGUGACGGGAUCUGGAAUUCGAAAAAUAAAUUAUGAAAAUAUAAAAAAAAAAAAAAAUUAUAAAAAUAAUAUUUAUAAUAAUUUGAAUAAAGAAAAUAUAGCUUAUUCAAAAAAUGAUCCCAAUAAUGUUAGUAGUAGUAUGCAUCAAAUGGCAACGAUCUUAAAUUCAGAGAAUGAAGAAGAUGGAACUUAUUUAUUUCAGAAACAAAAAAUAAACAACAAAUUACAAAAAAAUGAAACGAUAAAAACAGAUUCUAAAAAAUAUAAGGGACCAAAUUAUCUAAAUAGAAAAUAUAAUGAAAAUAGAUUCAUUAAUGUGAUACCCAUACAAAAAGGGAAUAUUACGAAGAACUUUUCUGGUACUGGAACAGGAUAUACUAGUAUAUACAACGAAAAUAUAAAUAAUAUUAAUAAUAAUGGAGGAUAUAAAUAUAAUGAUAUAUACAAAAAAUUGAUUAAUAAUUAUAAUUCAAUUCAUAAUAGCUAUAACUCAUUUCGAACUUUUGAUGGAAAAGAUAGACAUGAAAAAAAUAGCAUAAAAAACCAAAAUAAUAAAUUUCUCAAUAUUCCUACAAGUACAAAAUCUGUUGAAAAUAUAAAUAAUUCUUUUAAUUUAAAAAAAAAAUCAAAAAAAAAUAAAUCGGGAAAAAGUCAAAAUCAUAACAAAAAUAGUAACGAAAAUUGUAUCAAAAUUACAAAACAGGAAGAAGACUCAAUAAUAGAAUCAAAUAAUAAUAAAAAAAAAAACAAUAAUAAUAUUAUUAAUAAUAUUGAUAAAAUUAAUAAUAAUGAUAAUGGAAAUAGUAGUAAAAAGAAAAAUGCAAAUAAGCAUUUUAGUACAAAUUUGUGUAAUGCAUGUUUAAAUGUUAAUGAUGAUGUUUAUGUUAAACAAAUUAAAGAAAUAAUCGAUAGAGACAUUAAUUUAUCAGAGGAAAAUAGUAGAAUCAUAUCUGAGUUAAAAAAAAAUAAUAUUCUAAAUUCGUACAUUUUUAAAAAUAUGAAUUCUUUGGAAAAUUUUAAAAAAGGAGGGCUAACAUGGGUAGUGUAUCCAAACGACUUGGGCUCGCAAAAUGGGAAUGGCAAUAGCAACAAUAAUAAUAUCAACAAUGGCAAUAGCAAUGGCAAUGGCAGUGGCAAUACCAAUUUACUGUGGCAGUCUAGUGACACAUUUGAUGUUGAAAAUGUUUCCGAAAAUGUGGAACUUCGUUUAAAAAAUUCGAAACAUACAACGAUAAAUUAUGACAAAUUAGAAAAGGAUAAAGGAAAUAAUAAUGGUUAUUUAAAUGGUAAUAAUGAAACCGAAUUUCCUUAUGCAGAUUUAAUAAAAGAUAAUAUUUUUUAUAAUGAUAAAUAUAUAAUAGAACCCCUUAUAGAGAAUACAUGGUUAAAACGGGUUCUAUUAAUAAUUAAAAAAGAAUCAUUAGAUUUAGAUGCAUUUGUAUUUAAAUUAAAAUAUUAUUUUUAUAAAUCUGUUAUUUUUUUAUAUCAAGAAGGUAUUAAAGCAUAUUUAGGAGAUGUAGCAAAUCAAAUGAAAAUUUAUAUUAAAUAUAAUUUUUGGUCUGCAUCUGAAAUUGCUUUUAUUUUAUUACAAUUAACAAAUAUAUGUAAUAUAAAAAUAGAAGUAAGAAUAAAAGGGGAGAUUGGUUGUGUUAUAUAUCUAAAUGAAGAACCUCCAAAUUUUAAAGGAUUUGUUGAUAGUCAUACUUUAAAUAAUAUAUUUACUAAAAGAGAUUGGAUGUUAUUAAAUGAUUUUGCAAUACAAAUGAUGAGAUAUCAACAAAAUGAAGAUAAUAAUGAUAAUUGUAAUUGUUUAUCAAAUAUAAAUAUAAAUUCUCAAAAUGGUAUUUCCGAAAUAUUAUGUUUAAAAGAAUUAGAAAAAGAUCUUGAACCCGUUUUUAGUCCUGAUUUAAAUCAAUUGAUUUGUGAUAAAAAUAUGAAAGAAAAAAAUAACACAUCUGAAUCUAUUUUACAAUUUAAAGAAAAUCCAAAAAUAGAUACUCAAAUGAAUCCCAUUUCUACAUCUAACAAUAUAGAAAUAGGAAAUAAUGAUAAAAUGAGUAAUGAUUCUAAAAAUGUUGUUACAACAGAUAAAAAUAAUUGUGUAGAAACAAAUACAUGUAUAUUUUGUUCUUCUCCAAAUAAAAAAAUAAAAUCUUACAUGUUUAAUGGUGGUAGAUAUGCAUUUGCUGCUAAAUUAAAAGAAAAAAUUAAUGAAUUUAAAUUUAAAAGAUUAGGAGAUAUUAUACAUUUGGUUCAAUUAGCAAUACAUAAAGGAAUAUUUGUAUAUUCCCAACGUAUUUUAUUACCAGUAUCUGCUUGUGAAAAAAGUGCUGAUGAAUUAUAUCCAAAAAUAAAAAGUUAUAAUUAUGAAAUUUGUAAAACCUUAAAUGAAGUCAUGGAUAUUAUUUCAUUAUUAGUAGAUCAUAGACCAAAUGGUUUGGUACUUGCUCAAUUGAAACAACAAUUUAUUCUUCAAUAUAAAAAAGAAUUAAACAGUUUACAUUUUGGUUAUAAAAAAUUACAGAAUUUACUUUUAUCUGACCCUUUUAAUAAAUAUUACAAGCUUUAUAUUCCUAAUGCGAAUUUACAUCGAACUCAUAUUCAACAUCGAAAAUAUCAAACUCCCGAAAAUUGCAAAAUAUUUAAAAAAGAAGUUGAUGGAAUUUUUACACAUUUAAAAUUUAUUGAAGAUAAUGAUUUUUAUUAUCAUUAUUAUUCUGGAUCUGUUAAUUUUGAGGAGGAAUAUGAAACUGAGUUGGACGAAAACGAAAAGGAAAACGAAAAGGAAAACGAAAAAGUAGAUGCAAUAAAAACGGACAAAAAUACAAAGUUAUCAAAUUGUUUAGAAUCAAAUAAAAAAAAAAAAAAAAGUGUAAAUAUUGAUCUAAAAUACAAAAAUAUAAAUAAGCUACCUUUUUUUAUACAAGAAAAUAUAAAAAAUAUAUUUGAUUUUAAUGAAAAGGAAAAUGAGAUAAUUGAGUCUUUAGAUAAAGAACAUGAAUUAAAUGAAAAUAUGCGUUUGAUUUUGUUUACCAUAAAUAAAAUAGAGCAGGAAGAAGAUAACCCUAAUUAUGCUAAUUGUGAUAAUUAUGCUAAAUUAGUAAAAGAUGAUCUUCAAAAAAGUGAAAAUAAUAUAACCGAUAAUAAUAUUAACAAGAGAAACCAUUUAGUUAACUAUUUGUAUCAUAUCGAUUUUGAUACCGAGCAUGAUGGUGAUGGUAAUGGUAAUAGCAAUAGUAGUAGCAAUGGCAAUUGCAGUAGCAAUAGUGAGUAUGUGCUUUUAUUUAAAAAAAUAGAAAACAUAUUUAAUAGUUCUUAUGCAAAUGAUGAAACUGAUGAUGAUAUAAAUAAGAGUAAUAAUUGUUGUAAGGAUGAAGAAGGUGUAGAAGAAAACUGGAACGAUUCGAAAUAUAAUAUAUGGAACUUUUUUUAUAAAAAAAAAAUAAAUAAUUGUUUAGAUAUAAAUAAAACAUUUUAUGUUUCUCCAAUUCUGAAUAUUUAUUCUUUGAUUAAAAAAUAUAAAAUAAAAAAAAAAAAUAAUGAUAAUCAUCAAAAAUAUAUAGAAGAUAUAAAUACUGAAAAUACUAACUUUUCUACAUUAUUAAUAAAUAAUAAUAAUCAACAUCAUGGUCUGUCUAAUUAUAAAUAUCAGAAUAAUUUUGGAUAUUUUGAAGAUAAUAAAAAUGUUUCAAUAAAUUCUCAAAAUGAUUAUUCGAAUCUUGUCGACACAAAGUUGGCAAAAACGGGCUCGGAAAAAACAACGAAUCAAAAUAAUUUUAUUAAUAACCCUGAUGACAAAAAUCAACAAUAUCAUAGUUAUAAUAGUGUAAAUAAAUCUGGAAAUUGUGUUUUCCAAGAAAGGAACACACCAUCUUCUAAUUUGGGUUCAUAUAACAAUAUAGAUGCAAAGGUUAACAAUAGCUGUGUUAAUAACAACCUGGUUAGCUGUGCUAAUAAAUUAACCAAUAAGUAUAAUCAAAAAAAUGGUAACAAAUAUUACAAAAUUGAAAAAGAAGGAACUAUUAAUGUGCUUAAAGAUAAUUCUAUUCAAUCGGUGCCAGAAGAUAACAAUAAUUAUUUAGUUCAGAAUAAAUAUAAUAUAUAUAAUGAAUAUAUGACCAAUUCGUUGCAAUUUGAUGGUAUUGAAAAGGAAUCUAAGAAUGUGACAAUAAGUGUGUCUAAUAAUAUGAAGAACAAAUUUAAUGCCUUUGAAACAAAAUUAAAUACAAAUAGUGGCAAUAAUUCCUUAUAUAAUAAUAGUAAGGUCGAGAUCAAUAAUUUAGUGCACUAUGAUAAAAAUGAAAAAAAUAUUUAUUUCGAUACACAGCAAAUGAAUGUAGUAAAUUCAAAUAACAAUUCGAACGUGUUUAACAGAAAUAAUGAAAAUAACAAUGAUCUUCUUCUGAAUCAUCUAAAUGAUGAAAUGUAUUACAAAAAAAUUAACAAGACAAAUAUUAUAUUUGAACAAGAAGAUGGUAUUCAAAAUGAUUUAAAAAAUUAUAUAGAAGAAAUAAAUGAAUAUGAACAUGAAAAUCAUAUUGAUGUGAAAUAUCUAAAUAAUGAUAUAGAUAUAAAACUUAGUGAAAAUAAAAAUAAGGAUCAUUUUAUAGAUAAUUAUCAUGAUGAAAAUGAUGUCAAUUAUUCUGAUGAUUUAUAUAACGGAGAUGAUAUAGUUAACUGUGUUCAUAAUAAUGGAUAUUUUAGUAUUGACGAUCCAGAUGAUAAUAAUAUGAAUCCAAGUUUUGAAAAUUUGUAUAGCAUUGAAGAUAGUAAUUUUAUUAACAAUCCAGAAUUUUCUUCAUUCUUUAUUGACACUACUGACAAUAAAUGUAUGGAUGAAAUGGAUGGUGAAAUUCAUAUGAGCAAUUAUAGUAAUGAUAAUUUAGAUACUGAUUCUCAUUGUUUUAAAAAAAUUAAUCUUAUAAAUAACAAUAUUAAUGGAAUUGAAGAAAAUAACAAUAAUAGCAAUUCUACAACCACAACAACUAAUACUAUCGAUAUGGGUAAAAAUAAAAUAUUCAUUAAUAAUAAUAAUGAAAAAAAAAAAAUAAUCUCCAACAAUUUGAUCUCCAACAAUUUAAUCACAAACAAUUUAAUCACCAACAAUUUAAUCACAAACAAUUUAAUCACAGAAUGUGAUGUUAAUAUAUUUCGUAGCAGUGACUAUUUAGAUAAUACAGUAAAUAAUUAUUAUGAUAAUACCACCAAAAAUACAAAAAUAAAUAAAUGUAUGCUUUUUGAAUAUGAAAAAAACUCUAAUUUAUAUCCGAAAACUGGUUAUUUUAAUAAUAUACACACUAAUGAUACAAAUGUUAAAAGUGAAAAUGAUAUAUGGAAUCAUAACUCUAUAUCAAGUACAAAAUUAUCUUUAUUAAAUAGUGCCAUAUGUAAUGACAAAAUAAAUAGCUUUUCUUUUUAUUCAAAUAAUAUAGUAUCCCCACAAAAUAAUUUCCUAUUAAAUAAUCAGAGAUAUAAUAAUUCAAAGGAAUAUAUUGAUUUUCUCUCAUAUAAAGAUACACCCAAUUAA